Messenger RNA from Cuculus canorus (common cuckoo), 1296 nucleotides. It is a transcript of the gene TP53RK, whose product is annotated as TP53 regulating kinase. NCBI's taxonomy places the organism in Eukaryota, Metazoa, Chordata, Aves, Cuculiformes, Cuculidae. Gene Ontology annotation, molecular function: protein serine/threonine kinase activity; ATP binding. Gene Ontology annotation, biological process: protein phosphorylation. The transcript is spliced from 2 exons. Gene Ontology annotation, cellular component: cytosol; nucleus; EKC/KEOPS complex. Bases 20 to 940 code for a protein of 306 amino acids. The record is from RefSeq and is a predicted model, not a curated record.
GCGCUGGGGAGCCGCGCGCAUGCGCUGUGCGACGGCGGGGCCUAUAAUGGCGGCAGCCGAGACUGAGGCGGUUCGCUUACGCUGUGGCAUGGCCGGGGUUGUGGGCCCUCCUGGGGGCGAGGAAGGCGCCGGCGCGAUGGAUGAAGCGGGGGCUGGGGGCCCUGCUGGGGGCGAGGCGGCCACCGGGGCCGCCGCGAUGGGCCAGGCGGGGGGCGGAGGCCCUGCUGGGGUCGACGCGGCCGCCGGGGCCGCCGUGAUGGACGAGGCGCCGGCGCUGCCCGGGCUGCGGUUGGUCCGUCAGGGCGCCGAGGCCCGCGUGUACCGGGGGCUGUUCCUGGGGCGGGCGGCCGUGGCCAAGGUGCGCAUCCCGAAGCGGUACCGGCACCCGGCGCUGGAGGAGCGGCUGAGCCGGCGGCGCACGGCGCAGGAGGCGCGGUCGCUGCUGCGGUGCCGGCGGGCAGGGAUUUCAGCUCCAGUGGUCUACUUUGUGGAUUACAUGACCAACUCUAUAUAUCUUGAAGAUAUUGUGGACUCUGUUACUGUUCAAGAUCAUAUUAAUUCUGUACAACAAAGUGGAAAUGACAACAGUGGUCUCCUUGUCUUGGGAGAGAAGAUGGGUGAGCUGUUAGCAAGAAUGCAUGACGAAGAUCUUAUACAUGGGGAUCUCACAACUUCCAAUAUGCUUCUACGGCCACCCAUGGAGAAGCUGGACUUGGUUCUAAUAGACUUCGGACUCAGUUUUAUUUCAAGUCUUGCAGAGGAUAAGGGAGUUGAUUUGUAUGUUCUGGAAAAAGCCUUCCUUAGCACUCAUCCAGAUAAUGAAACUAUGUUUAAGGUUCUGCUAAAGAGCUAUGUAGCUAAAUCAAAAAAAUCUGGUCCUGUAAUAAAAAAGCUGGAUGAAGUACGACUAAGGGGAAGGAAGAGAUCCAUGAUUGGAUAAAAGGCCUAAGGAUGGAGGAAUAUUGCUACUUAGGUUUUGCAAAUAUGGUUAUUUGCGCGUCCAGUUAGUUUUAUUUAACAGAUGGCUAUUUUGAUAUAUUGUGUCCUCAAACAAAUAAAUUUGAAUGAGUUUGUGUAAUAAAGUGACCAAAGUAAUUGAGAGAUGUGAGCACAGUUGAGAGAAACAUCUAAAUUCUUGCCUAAAUGUGCAAUAUUUCUUCAAAAACCAGUUUACAGCGUCAUUCCACCUGCUCAAUUCUUCAUGUACUUCUUUUAGAGGUUUACUGAGUAAUCUUUCUCAGCCCAAAGACCAUGGAUUUGUGGGAGGUGAGGUGGUCUAGGGAAAACCAUAGCAUC